This is a messenger RNA of Dufourea novaeangliae, 717 nucleotides long. RefSeq lists its product as uncharacterized. The transcript has 5 exons. Bases 35 to 703 code for a protein of 222 amino acids. The record is from RefSeq and is a predicted model, not a curated record. Lineage: Eukaryota; Metazoa; Arthropoda; Insecta; Hymenoptera; Halictidae.
UUGUCUUUUACCAUAGACGUGUUUGACUUUCAAAAUGGAUCCAAGAUUAAAUCAACUAGAUCUAUUAGAGAUGAUUAAGAAUUUGCCACUGGAUAGGAGAGCAAAUUUUGAUAAGUGUAUGAAGACUGAAGCUCUGUACAAUUCUGGUCUUCCUCUUGGUUUAGGAUUUGCAGCAGUGAGUUAUUUUAUAUCCAAAAAGUAUAAACUUGGAACAACGGGAACCAUUAUGACUACCUUUGCUGGAUUAUCUGGAUAUAUUGUAGGAAAAGUAACAUAUUCUUUCCAUUGUGUACAAAAACAUUUACCUGAAAUAGCAAAAAUAAUAGAAGAUGCAAAACUUCAUAGACACAGAAAGGCUAUGGAAGGUAGUUUUGUUCAGCCAAAAGAGUUAACACAAGAAUUUGUUGAUAAUUUGAACGAGGAACAAACCUGGAGCAAUUAUGACAGACAUUCAAAUGACGAUAGUAAUCAAUUCAUCGAUACAAGUUACAAUAGCUAUAACGAGGAACUUGCCACAGAGAAACCAAUUAACUUAAAAGAACGUAUAACUUACGAUGAUUUACGACGACAGAGUAGAGCAAUGUUGAAUGAAGGACGACAAAGUUAUAGGCCUAUGGCUCGAGAGAGACCAAAGCAAAAUAAUGAAUUUAUGGAAGAUACGACUUUCGUUCCCGAAAAUAAAGAAGAAAAUGUUUGGAGUUAAAGGUGAUGGCAACG